AUGACGCGGCGCGCGUACGCUUCCGCGCGCUCCGACGACAAAAAGCGUGCGGCGAAUUUUGAGCCGCCCCUGUUCGGCGUCGGCACCGCGCAGCUGUCGCCCAACAUCCUGCUGCGGUGCACGAUCCUGGACUCGAAAGGGUCGGUCAAGUCCAUUUCGGGUCUCUUUAGCAAGUCGGAGCUGUGUUCGCACCAUGGCCUCGAGCCGCGCGAUCUGCGCAAGAUCGAUUCGCGCGUGCCGAAUCUGGUGCCGACGAUCCUGGCACGCCGCAGUGGCACGCUGAUCAAUAUCCUGCAUAUCCGUGCGAUGAUCAAGUCGGACGCAGUGCUUCUUUUUGACAGCUACGGCGCAAAUGAUACCCGACUCAACUCGGCCUUUGUGUACAACCUCGAAUAUAAUUUGCGCCUGAGCUCGUCCAAGCUCCCGUACGAGUUCCGUGCACUGGAAUCGAUCCUGGCGUCGGUACUCGACGCGCUGCGUGCAGAGCUCAGCUGGAUCCGGCUCGUGGUCGAAGACGUGCUCGAGACGCUCGAGGACGAUAUCGACCGCGAGAAGCUGCGCAUGCUUCUGCAGAUCUCGCGCAAGCUCCACGGCUUUUUGAGCCGAUCCAGAGGUGUCAAGACGGCCGUGUCAGAAGUGCUCGAAAACGACGAAGACAUGGCGCUCAUGUACCUGACCGAUGCCAAGGACGGCCAUCCCCGCACGGAGCACAGCAACCUGGAGGAGCUCGAACUGCUCCUCGAGAGCUUCGAGAAGCAGGUCGAGGAAGUCGUCGCCGAGAUCGAGAGCAUGUACGCGAACGUCAACAACACACAAGAAAUUGCCGAGCUGAUCCUCGACAGCAACCGCAACCGCAUUUUGUCGCUUGAGCUGCGCAUCGGCAUCGUCACGCUCGGCUUCACGAUGGCGACGUUCAUCGCCGGCCUCUUUGGUAUGAACCUGGUGUCUGGCUUUGAAGAGCACCCCUAUGCAUUCUAUAUCGCGACGGCUGCCACCUGUGUCCUGGCGCUAAUCGUGAGCCUGAACGGAGUCCACCAGCUGUCCAAGAUGCGCCGCGUCGGUCUCUCCUACCGCGUGACGAACGGCACGGCGGUUGAUCCCACGGCCAAGCCCGAGACCGCCGACCUCACCCAUGCAAGCGCGUGGUGGUGGCGCGAGAAGCAAUUCCGUACGCAGCGCCGCGAGCAGGGGUUGGCGCCGGGCGCGAUGCCCCCCGAUGGCUGGACCGCCGCACAGCUGGCCCAGGAGCAGGCCAAUAUGCGCACCUCGGAUGAGAAGCCGCUCGAUCCGUCGGAGCUGAACGCGGGCCCUUCGGCGCACGCCGAGCCGGUGCCCGCAGCCUCGAUCGAGAAGCGUGGCGAGGAAAAGUCGGGUGAGAAGAGUGUAUGA
Molecule: messenger RNA, 1389 nt
Organism: Malassezia japonica
Lineage: Eukaryota; Fungi; Basidiomycota; Malasseziomycetes; Malasseziales; Malasseziaceae
Gene: mrs2
Product: Inner membrane magnesium transporter MRS2
Exons: 2
Coding region: 1-1389 (462 amino acids)
Biological process (GO): mitochondrial magnesium ion transmembrane transport
Cellular component (GO): mitochondrial inner membrane
Molecular function (GO): magnesium ion transmembrane transporter activity
Source: RefSeq, a predicted model, not a curated record